This is a messenger RNA of Thecamonas trahens ATCC 50062, 923 nucleotides long. RefSeq lists its product as uncharacterized. Lineage: Eukaryota; Apusomonadida; Apusomonadidae. The transcript has a single exon. Bases 116 to 838 code for a protein of 240 amino acids. The record is from RefSeq and is a predicted model, not a curated record.
AGCAGCUCGACGUGCUGGCGGUGGAGCCAGAGCAGGGGCAGGAGCAGGAGGAGGAGGAGGAGCAGGAGCUGGAGCAGGAGCGGGUCAGCUUGGCGGAGGAGGCGGAGUGAGCAAGAUGGCCGAGGCUGGAGAGGGUGGAAAGAAGCGCAAGAAGGGCAGGCGGAGGAAAAAGGGGAAAUCGGCGUCAUCGGUGGCUCAUCUUGGCUUGGCCAAGCCGGUCAAGGUCGUCUCCAUCUCGGUCUAUGAUGACGAUGAUGUUGUUCGUGCCGCAGCUGUCAAGGCUCUCGAGGACAUGCAGUUCCUCACGCUGGGCAAGGCUAUGCCGAGCUCACCGCCCAAGGCCUUUGCUGCGUAUACGCUGCCGGCCCAGAUCCUGGAAGCUGCCGCGGCGGACGGCACGCGAGUCCAGACUGCGGCGUCGCUCGCUCGGGCGCACGCAGAGUCGGACGCCUUUGACGUCAGUUCGAGCGAGGCCCGGGACGGCGUCGUCCUUGCCCUCUCCUCGCUCGAGGUCAAGGACAUUCUCGAGAUCUUCUCCUUUAUCGCCGCCAAGCAGUGGACCAUCGUCCGCAAGCUCGCCCGGCACGGCCACCAUCCGGCGCUGUUCAAGGGCAUUGUCUGCUCUCGCUUUGCCGAUGAGCUCUGGCUCACAUCAGUCAAGGUUCUUGUUCUCCACGUCAUGGACGCUGCGUCCACCUCCUUUGCCGGCCUCCUCAUCUACUCGACCACAGACAGCUUCCUUCUCAAGGUCGCCGACCGCAUCGCCGCCAUGGCCUCAGCCUCGACAGUCUCCGAGGGUGAUGACUGGACUGCUGGGCUUCCACUCUCGCUGUGGUAGCUCCGUGCGGCAGAGAUGUAUUGAGAGAGAGAGUGUGUGUGUGUGUGUGUGCUGUGACACUCUCGUAAAAUGUGGGCACCCCCCA